Messenger RNA from Fusarium poae, 552 nucleotides. RefSeq lists its product as uncharacterized. The record is from RefSeq and is a predicted model, not a curated record. The transcript has 2 exons. Lineage: Eukaryota; Fungi; Ascomycota; Sordariomycetes; Hypocreales; Nectriaceae. Bases 1 to 552 code for a protein of 183 amino acids.
AUGUUUGGCAAGAAGACAGACAAGAAAAAGGCCCAGAAGCCAGUUACCAAACAGACUGCCAAGAAGAACCAAGUCACUAAACCACAGGCAACGAAACCAAAGCCCAACACUGGGUCUAGCAAGCCUGCGUUGAAACCACCUGUGCGACCGAGGCAGCCCAUCAACAUGUCAAUAAAUAUCGGCGACUUGCACGUACAUCAGCCACAACAGAUUCGAAGAGCUGCUUCGUGUUCAUUUGCGGAUCAAUUAUCGAUUUGGGGACAACCAAGUUCUGGAUCGUCUGUUCACCUCAAAUAUGGUGACCGCUUUGAGUACUUGUAUACGCCUAAUACCAAUUCGUCCUCCCUGGCACUCAUGCCGCCAACGUUUCACGCUGCACAACUUCCCAGCAGUACCUGCUGUUGUGGUUCCAACUCAAAUCGCCAGGCUUUGUCUGGCACGUCAAACUCGGUGUUCGAACACCUUCUGACUUCUAAUGGACCUCACCAGCACAGUUCUGGCCUGGGUCCCGAUGCCCUAAUGUGGUUGGCAAAAGGAGGGUUCAAGGUUUAA